Molecule: messenger RNA, 1501 nt
Organism: Brachypodium distachyon (stiff brome)
Lineage: Eukaryota; Viridiplantae; Streptophyta; Magnoliopsida; Poales; Poaceae
Product: aurachin C monooxygenase/isomerase
Exons: 4
Coding region: 40-1347 (435 amino acids)
Molecular function (GO): FAD binding
Source: RefSeq, a predicted model, not a curated record
CGGUAAAGCGAUAAGAGGCUCGUGGAGUUUGGACAAGCGAUGGCUCGUGAGAUGGGGAAGGGGGUGGCCGUCGUGGUGGGAGGGAGCGUGGCCGGCUUGGCCUGCGCGCACGCCGUGGCGGAGGUUGGGUGGAAGGCGGUCGUGUUGGAGAAGGCGGCGGCGCCGGCGGCCGGAUCGGGCGGCACGGGCGCAGGGCUGGGGCUCGGCGCGCAGUCUAUGGAGACACUCGCCCGCUGGAUCCCCGGGUGGGGUCUCGACGCGGCCACGCUGCCGCUCGCCGUCGACCUGAACAGAGCAACCGACAGCGAGACGAAGGCGGCGCGAACGCUAACGAGGGACGAGGGUUUCAACUUCCGCGCGGCGCACUGGGGCGACCUGCACCGGCGGCUUCACGAGGCUCUGCCGGCCGCCGUGACCGUGCUCUGGGGCCACCAGUUCUUGUCGUUCGAGGUCUCGGACGACGACGACGACGAUAACCGCGGCGUCGUCGCGACGACUCGCGUGCUCGGAACCGGCGAAACGGUGGAGGUCGCCGGGGACUUGCUGGUCGCUGCGGAUGGCUGCGCGUCGUCGAUCCGCCGGCACUUCCUCCCUGAUCUCAAACUCAGGUACUCCGGGUACUUCGCAUGGCGAGGCGUGUUCGAUUUCACCGGAAAAGAAAGCUCCGACAUCGUCACCGGCAUCCGACGAGCGUACCCGGAGCUCGGAAGCUGCCUCUACUUCGACCUUGCCUACAAGACCCACGCUGUGCUCUACGAGUUGCCCGGGAACAGGCUCAACUGGCUCUGGUACAUCAACGGUCCGGAGCCAGAGCUCACGGGGAGCUCGGUGACGAUUAAGGUGAGCGAGGCGAUGCUGGCGCGGAUGCGAGAGGAGGCGGAGCGCGUGUGGGCGCCGGAGCUGGCGCGGCUGAUCGGGGAGACCGCGGAGCCGUUCGUGAACGUGAUCUACGACGCGGACCCGGUGCCGCGGCUGUCGUGGGCGGGCGGCCGCGUGGCGCUGGUGGGGGACGCGGCGCACCCGACCACCCCGCACGGGCUGCGGAGCACCAACAUGUCCUUGCUCGACGCGCGCGCGCUCGGGGCGUGCCUCGCGAGCACGCCGGGGGUGUCGUCGUCGCGGCAGCGCGCACUGGCCGACUACGAGGCGGCGCGGAUGCCGGUCGUGGCGGCGCAGGUGCUGCACGCACGCAGGCUCGGGCGGCUCAAGCAGGGCCUGCCGGUGGACGGUGAUGAGGAGGCGGCGGGGUUCGACGUGAGGCGGGUGGCGACGGCGGAGGAGGUUUCGCAGCUGCGGCAGAGGGGAAUGCCGUAUUUUGGUGGCGCGCCAACGUCUGGUGCCGGUUAAAGUCGUGGCUGCUUAUGUUGUGUUGCGGUGGUUUGGAGUCCAUAGUCUGCACGUGCGAACUUUUUUUUUCUGCGUAUAAGAUGGACAUGCGAACUUGAUCGGAGAUUUGUAAUUUGAGUGGUGCAAUAGCAUCUCCAGCGGCAGUACCAUUUAA